CGCGCCGCGCACUCCUCUCCAGUCCACUUCGCGGUACUCGCGGCCCUCGCGGUCCUCGCCAUGCUGGUCCGCAGCCUGGCCGCCCUGCUGCCGCUGGCCCUGUGCCUGGCGCCGUCCCCCGCCGGGGCCGCGCCCCCGCCCGGGUACACCCUGGAGCAGCUGCACGUCGUUUUCCGGCACGGCAACCGCACCCCGGAGGCACCGUACGCCAAUGACCCCAACAAGGACUACGCGUGGCCGCCGACGGGGUGGGACCAGCUGUCCAAGGCGGGCAUCGAGUCCACGUACCGACUGGGGGCGCUGUUCCGUCAAAUGUACGGCGGCUUCCUGGGCGAGACGUACUACCAGACCGAGGUGAACGCCACCAGCACGGACAUCCCCCGCACCAAGCUCAGCCUGCAGGCCUUCAUGGCGGGGCUCUUCCCGUCCAGAGGCGUCCAGCAGUGGGACUCUGCGACGGCCUCGCUGGGCGCGCAGUGGCAGCCCUUCGUGUUCCACUACAUGCCCAGGCACCUGGACGACUACCUCUACAUGAACGGCGUCGAGUGCCCGCGCUACGCCAGGGAGUACUCCGAGGCGCUGCGCGGCGACCGCGUCAAGCAGUUCCUGAACUCGGACCCCGAGAUGAUGAAGGUCCUCCGGGAGAAGGGCGUCCUCCACCCCACCAACCCGAUCGCUGGAAUCUCCGUCUUCUUCUGCACCGUCUCCAUCGAGACGGACGAGGGCCGCAUCGUGCCCGACUGGGUGCUGCCGUUCUACCCGGACCGCCUGCAGAAGGUGGCGCUGUGGCACUUCCACGCGCGCGUGCUCACGCGGUCCAUGCAGCGCCUCAAAGUCGGCCCCUUGGUGAAGCACUUGGUGAACACGAUGCGCGAGACGCGCGAGGGCACCAAGAAGCCUCGCCUCUGGAUCUACUCCGGCCACGACGACACCGUGUCCGGUCUUGCCCUGGCCAUCCGCGUGUGGGGCGCCGUGUACCCGGACUUCAACGCCAUGCUGGUGCUGGAGCUGCUCAAGAAGGCCGACACCGGCGAGUACGCCGUGCAGGUGCUGCUGCGCGAGCGCCACGGCAUCGACGCGCACGUGGUGGCCGUGGAGGGCUGCGCGUCGCCGUGCCCGCUCGACAAGUUCCACGACCUCACCAAGGACGUCAUCCCCGGCGACUGGAGGAAGGAGUGCCAGCUCGGGGAUGAAAAGAAGAGGCCGCAGCUGCUCAAGCCAACGGUCGUGGUGAACGGGACCAAAACCAUUCCCGCAAAGAACAAAAUCUAAUUUAUUUUUGCUAAUUCCUGUGAUAGUAGGAAUACUUCUAUGCCUAUAUUGUACCUAGUCAUCCCAUCGUGCCAUCAUCCUUGUCGCAUCAUGUGUUGUUACGUAUAGUCUUUUUCGCACCUAAUUUAUUUUUUUUACUUUACCCAAUAAAUGAUACAGCGUCGAUGAAGGCGCUGUAGGUUCUUUUAUCGUA
Thrips palmi is the source of this 1465-nucleotide messenger RNA. RefSeq names its product prostatic acid phosphatase-like. Gene Ontology annotation, biological process: dephosphorylation. Gene Ontology annotation, molecular function: phosphatase activity. Bases 61 to 1272 code for a protein of 403 amino acids. The transcript is spliced from 7 exons. NCBI's taxonomy places the organism in Eukaryota, Metazoa, Arthropoda, Insecta, Thysanoptera, Thripidae. The record is from RefSeq and is a predicted model, not a curated record.